AUGCCAUCUGCUUCCAAGAUCUCUGAGAGACCAUACACAUGGCCUGAGGUUCGUGAUAUAGUCAAGUAUAACGAUCUCGAUGCGUUUGCUCGUCUGGGCGAACAGACAGAGAGUUACUUGGCGUUUAAGCGGUACUUGAAGCAACACAACUCUACGGUGUUUCGCCACAUUGUCACGCUGACUUUGGGCUGGAGACGUUUGGACGAGUUGGACGGUGUUAAGGAUAACAACAUCACCGUGGACGCAUCUGGAGAUGCGCUUUUCACGAACCCAGACGACUUGAAGAUUGUUAGAAACGACUUUCCAUACUACUUCGAGGACGAUGUCACUCAUUUGUGUGUGUGGACAAAGAGGAGGAUCGAAAGCGACCCCAACUCGAAAAUGGGCGACCUUUCCCAGGCAUCUAGAGACAUUAUAGAGCAAUACGUCGACCAGACGAUUGUGAAGCACCUUGGCAUUCCUAGAGAGAACUUGGUGUGGUUCCGUAACUGGGACGCUCUUCAGAGCGUCAAGGAAAUCAGCCAUGUUCAUAUCGUCAUCAAGGGAAUGACUCAGGAGCAGCUUGGCCAGAUUUUGGGCACUCCUGGUGUUCCUUUAAAGGCAUAA
Molecule: messenger RNA, 606 nt
Organism: Candidozyma haemuli
Lineage: Eukaryota; Fungi; Ascomycota; Pichiomycetes; Serinales; Metschnikowiaceae
Gene: GIG1
Product: Gig1p
Exons: 1
Coding region: 1-606 (201 amino acids)
Biological process (GO): N-acetylglucosamine metabolic process
Cellular component (GO): cytoplasm
Source: RefSeq, a predicted model, not a curated record